Molecule: messenger RNA, 2503 nt
Organism: Coffea eugenioides
Lineage: Eukaryota; Viridiplantae; Streptophyta; Magnoliopsida; Gentianales; Rubiaceae
Exons: 8
Coding region: 187-1962 (591 amino acids)
Source: RefSeq, a predicted model, not a curated record
UUUGUUGAAUAUAGUACUCCCUAGUUAUAUUUUAGCACCAUCCCCAAGGCCAAGACCCGGUGACUAAAAGACACCAAUAUUAUAUAUUCUCUCCUGAUUCCAUCAAUGAAAUGUAGCUAAGCAAGCUUCCUUUUUGGCAGUUAUGAACUAGCAGUAGUGCCAAGUGCUAACAGAAAAAACAAGCAAAUGCAAUUGACAAUGCAGGAGCUGGGUACUUUCCAAGAUCAAAGAUCGGGCUUCGGAGCCAGAGAUUUUAGCCCUGACUCCGUAAUCUUCACUGCUGAUUCCAACUUCAGCAUCUUCUCUUCCAAUUCUGCUAGUGUUGACCGCUGCUCUUUUGCCUCUGACGUCCCUGAUCAAGACUCUUGCCUCUCCGACAACUCGCAAUCACAACAUUUGGCAGGGCAUGAAUUACGGGAAGGGUCAGGUUCAAGAGGUGGUCCAUAUGCAGAUCCAGAUCCACACAAAUUCACCGUACACAACAAGAACAGUGUUCACCUUUGCGCCAGAAAACAAAAAGCGAAAGUUCAAGAAUUAGAAAGCAGUGAGGUUGAAACUGAGGAUGACAACUCUAUCAUAGAUUCAGCAAGGAACUCUUUUUCUCAAGCUCUUAAAGAAUGUCAAGAUAGGAGGUCUAGAUUGGAUGCUUCACGUAAGAAACCAGACAGGCGAAGACCUGCUUCUUUAGAUCUGAAUAAUUCUGUGAUUAGUACUGCUGUGAAUUCUUCUUCACCGUCUUUUGGCGUAAUGAAGAAACAUUCUGCUGUGAAUCGCCGAACGGGCACAUUUCCUAGCCCAGGAACACCAAGUUAUAGGCACACAAGUGUUGGGGUUCAAAAAGGAUGGAGUUCAGAGCGCGUGCCAUUGCCUAAUAAUAUUAAUAGGAGGCAUGUAAGUACUGCAUUGAUGCCUUGUAAUAACGGGAGGACACUGCCUUCCAAGUGGGAGGAUGCAGAGAGGUGGAUCUUCAGUCCAAUAUCAGUAGAUGGUCCAGUGAGACAGUCAGUUCAGCAGCCGCAGAGGCGGCCAAAAUCAAAGAGCGGGCCUCUUGGACCUCCUGGGAUUGCAUACCAUUCGAUGUAUUCUCCUGCUGCCCUUAUGUUUGACGGAGGGAAUGUUGGAAAUCAAAUGGCGAAUUCACCAUUUUCAGCUGGAGUGAUGGUGGCUGAAGGAUUGUCUUUGCCAGGCUAUGGUGGAGGAAAUUUACCGGCAUCUAUUAUAGAGCCUUGCAUGGCAAGGUCAGUAAGUGUACAUGGAUGCACUGAACUGAUCAGCCAGUCAUCUUUGCCUGUUUACCAAGCUUUACGAACAGAUGAGAAACUUGAUGACAUUGAACAAUCAGCCACCAAUGUGUCCCGGACGGUUUCUAGGAGGGAUAUGGCAACACAAAUGAGCCCUGAGAGUAGUCACCACUCAUCUCCCAGACAUGAGUCAUCAUUUUCUCCAUCCAGUCCCAUGCUACCCAUUGUUGAGUUGCACAGCAUGCAUUCGUCUAAACCUGAAGUUAGGGAUGUGCAAGUUGAUGAACGGGUCACAGUGACUAAAUGGUCCAAGAAAAACAGAGCAAUAGUUCCUGGGAGGGGCUCAGGAAAUGCUCGUGAAUGGAAAAGGAAAUCUGUAGAUAUGCGUGCUGCAGGUUGGGAUAUUUCAGACACAGAAAAGACAAUCUCAAAGAUAAAAAGGGAGGAAGCAAAAAUAAUUGCUUGGGAGAACUUGCAGAGAGCCAAAGCUGAGGCAGCAAUACGGAAACUUGAGAUGAAACUGGAAAAGAAGAGAUCUUCAUCGAUGGACAAGAUAAUGAACAAGCUCAGAUCAGCACAAAAGAAGGCCCAAGUUAUGAGAAGCUCAGUCUUACCAAACCAGUCACAUCAAGUUGCAAGAACCUCCCAUAAGGCCAUAUCUUUUCCUCGAACUCGCCAUAUAGGUUCCUUCAGUGGCUGCUUUACCUGUCAUGCAUUUUAGUUAGUUGCACAGCUGUUUCUUUGCUGAACGAUAAAGAGUCUCACCCCAGAGAGGAACUGAAAGAAUGAGAAACAGACUGUACAAAACAUUUCAGGUAUAAACUCAGAUGCACUAGCUCGCAUCGGACAUUGCAUUUUCGGAAAGGGUUUUUGCUCGUUUCUGGAAUCAAACUGCGAAAUAUUGAAAGCUGUUUUGCUCAUGGAUUUAAUAGGUAAUUCCUAAUUGCCCACACCUUUAUUAAAUGAAGAAGGCACCAAAGAAGAGAAGCAAGAGAGAAGUUCAACGCGUAUGAAAAUAAAGGGUUUCUUGUUCUGUAACCACAGGUUUCAUUUGCUGAUGGAAUUUGUGAAUUUAAGCUGAGUAGCUGAAAGAGCAAUACAGUCGAUUGUGUAAUAUUGUAACAUUACAUUCUUCAAUCCUUGUUUGAAUUUCCGUGCUAGUGGGCCUAAUUGUAUGUAGGUUAAAUCAUGAUAAAGUGGUCUUUGUCAAAGCAAGUUUUCUAUAGAAAGGUAGAAAUACGAAAACGUAUGCUUGAUGACAA